Messenger RNA from Lindgomyces ingoldianus, 5423 nucleotides. RefSeq lists its product as uncharacterized. The coding region runs from base 337 to 5133 and encodes 1598 amino acids. NCBI's taxonomy places the organism in Eukaryota, Fungi, Ascomycota, Dothideomycetes, Pleosporales, Lindgomycetaceae. The record is from RefSeq and is a predicted model, not a curated record. The transcript is spliced from 4 exons. Gene Ontology annotation, biological process: Golgi to plasma membrane transport; exocytosis. Gene Ontology annotation, molecular function: phosphatidylinositol-4,5-bisphosphate binding. Gene Ontology annotation, cellular component: exocyst; plasma membrane.
CAUACACUGUCCUAACGCCUCUCACUACGUCCAACAAACACUGGUCACGGGCGGACCAAUUCACUCUAAUCCUCACUCUUUUCCUCUUGGCGGGAUCCAGUGCAUUGCUUGGCCUGCAAUCGCCUCCCGCCUGUCCCUUUACCCACUUACUUCCCCAUUCACGCACAUCUCGCUCUCCAGACCAGCGACUCGAGCUCGUCACCCUCGUAUUUCAUGGCCAGAGACUGUCGACUGCCCGCACCAUCUUAAAGGCUCGGGCCUGGUGCACUCACUCCGUCGACGUGCAUAUACUGCCGAAGACGACGGUCGCCCGCCUAGCGCGCUGUACAAACAUCCAUGGACUCAAACCCUCGGCCGCGCAACCCCCCGAACGGGCUGCCCGGGAACAGGAGGCCAAGCAAUGAAGCUCGCCGUCCGCCUGGCGCCCCGGGAGGCCCGCCUUCGUCCUCAAAUUCCUCAACAGUGCAGUCGGGGAUAUCGCGCGCCGAACGGUUUGACGAAGAACGGCGAAGGAUCAACGAAAGUGCCUUCGCCAAGGUCGACGACCAGGGACAGCCUAUUGAAUCUUACAUAACCCACAUCCGCGUCCAAGAAGAUGGCGCUUACCCGCAAACACCGCCCCCGCCGAAUGGCAAUCCCUCUAACAAGAAGAAUCGAGUCAUUAUUGUAUCCGUACGUGCCACCGGUCGCGUGCGUCUCCACAAGGCUCGCGAGAAUGCAAAUGGUACCUUCUCAAUUGGAAAGACGUGGAAUAUGGAGGACCUCUCCGGCAUCGAGAAUUUUGUCCAUCUGGUUCCUGCCAAUGAGGACGAGGCACAGAGGAUGAGGUGGGCUGGUGACUGUGGGUUUACCGUAACCAUCCAGAAGCCCUAUUACUGGGAAGCUGGUACCCCCAAAGAAAAAGAGUUCUUUAUUAGCAGCAUGGUCAAGAUCUACCACAAAUAUACUCAGGGGAAAUUCCCAGUACUGUCAGGUUUCAAUGCUGCGGAACUAAAUGCGUUGACGGCGGGAAGGCCGCAGCUGGCAACAGCGGAGGGACGCGCGCAGUUCGACAGGGAGAAACCAGGAGGCCCUCCACAAAGACUGGGUCAGUCUCCACAGAUACCUCCACCUUCACCUCUGCCGCCAGGCAUCCAAAGGGGGACUCCGCCCCCAGGAGAAGAGAGAAGACCACCUCCGUUGAGAGACGAACGACGACCGCCACCACUAUCAGAGGAUAGGCGGCCGUCGUCUUUCAGGCCUAGGCCAACAACUGCAGACGAGGAGCGAAGGCCUCCACCACGACGCCCUCCGACGGCAGAAGGCGACAGAAGGCCACCACCGUUGCGGGGACCCCCUCCCCAAGGCCGGCCUUGGACUGGUGAUGAAGACCGAAGACCCCCGCCUCUUCGAGGCCCCGGCCAAGGUACUCCACCACUCCCUCCAUUCGCACAGGGCCCAGAUGGACAGCGACGCCCAAGGCCGAGACCUUCCAUGGAACAGGGCAUGCGAUCGUCGCCAAGCCGAGAACAGAUGGAUAUGCGCUCGCCGCCUAGCAGGGAACAAAUGCGCGCGAUGCCUGGACAAGCGCCGACACCUCCACUUUCACAAAGGCUGACACCUCAGUCUUCACGAUCAGAGUUCGCUGCCCAUCGACCUAAAACACCAGAAACCGGGAGCGUCUCGUCUAUCCCGGUAAGCCUGAGCCCCGGACGACGACCACAGGCAGAUGAUGCUCGAUCUCAGAGGUCAAUAGAGGAGUCAUCCUUGGAUGGUGCGGGAUUCGGUACUAUGGCGGGAGAGCAGCGCAAGCAAAAUGGUUUUCCUUCACCGAACCGCAGGGAUCCUUCUCCAAAGGGCUUGAGGCCGGGCACGGCGCAAAGUAAUGCAAGCUCGGCAUUUUCGCGCAAUGAUGACGCUCAGCCAGAAGAGCGCCCCCUACGUACUGCUCCACCAGAACGGAGACGACCUCCGAUGCUCACCGCUCAGUCACAGAGCAGCGUUGGAAGCGGCUCGAACAACGAAUUCCACACUCCCGUUCAGUCUCCACCACCACCUGCAAUUCUGCAGGCUGGCAGGCAGCCGCAGAAACCUGCCAUGUUCGUCGAGGCACGACAGAACACGGCUCAGAACGUCCCCGAACCUUCCCAACUUCCAAAAUCCUCACAACCUUUCCAGCCUCCUCCCACCUCACCUCUUCCGAAAAUACCAACGGUCACGGAAUCAAAACCUCGUACGACUGCCAUUGAAGAAGUAAAACCAGCCGAGAUCGAGCCAGAGCCUGCUGCAAAGCCUGUUGCUCCGACGGAAGAUGAAGAGGAAGCUGCGCAUCGACCUGGAUUAGGCCCAAUGAUCAAGAAGAAAACGGGGGACAACCAAAAUGCAGCAAACGCAAUUCGCAAAGCAGCAUUCGCCCUUGGUGCAUUCAAGCCCCGUGCAGGUGGCGCUGCUGAGAAAUUAUUUGCCAAGGAGACGAAAACAUCAGAUGAACCGGAUGGUAUCAGCGGGGUAUUUGUUCCACAGCGUCCGACCCCCAAGGAAGAGAUGGAAAAGAAACUGGAACAAGACAAUAAGCCCGGACCAGAUCGGUCGUCAAAAGAGCGGCCCAAGAUUGAUACAGAAGUGGUCCCUUCCGUAACAGUCUCGAGCCCAUUGUCUCCGACCCCCGUCAUGCCGCCAGCAGACACUGAACAGAAGUCCCCAGCGCGCUCUCCCAGCUCGGACAAGAAGGCUGCUAAAGCUGAGGCCGAAGCGGAAGUGCGGCGCAAGAAGAGACGGUCCAACCAGCAGGUCAAGAACAUUUCGAGACUUGGGAUUGAUCCAGGGAUGCUUGAUGGCCGUGGACUGGAGUUUGAAAAUCUACUGUCUGAAUUCGGCUGGGGUAGCAGCGAGCUUUCAGGCAAGAACAUUGAGUCACUUGAAGCUGACAUCAAGCGAGAGAUUGCUCGCGUUGAAGCUGGCAGCUGGCUCAACCAUCUGGAACAAAAAGAUGAACGAGUCGAGGCUGUGGAGAAAAUGCUGGAUCGUGCGAUUGCAGAGUGUGACGAGCUCGAAGGGCUUCUUACCCUCUACAAUGUUGAGCUUAGCAGCUUAAACGACGACGUUGCAUUCAUCGAAGCUCAGAGCCAAGGAUUACAAGUGCAAACGGCGAAUCAAAAGCUGUUGCAAACUGAGCUCCAGCAACUAGUUGAUACCAUUUCUAUAACUGCUGACCAACUAGAACCUUUGAGACGUGCACGUAUAGGUAAGGUGAACGAUUUGAUGGAUAUUGAGUCAUCCCUAGUACUUCUUUACAAAGCCCUGAUCACCAUCGAUCCCGCUUUUGCAGAAGCCAGUCGAGCGAGUGCCGCCGGGGAUAUGAGCAAGCUCACCAGCAUCUCGGGCUUUGGAAAUAGCGAGCUUGCAACAAUGCGUGCACUCCAGGAGAAGAAAGAUCGGUAUAUCAACGAAAGUGCAAUGUUCCUCGACCGGUUAAAGCAGCAUAUGGCGAUCACUUUCGGCGCUGCCUUCAUUCAAACUAAAGACAUCCUUGCCAACAUCGAUCAAACAGCAAUGCCUUCAACGAGAGCCAAUAUUGAUGCCCACGAUGCCGGUCGCAGUCAGUUAUGGAUGUUUAGUCCUCUCAUACUCUUUGCCAAGGAAAUUGACCGAGCUUCUUGGGAUGAAUUGAUCAAGAUGUACCAAACUCAAGCCGGUCAGAUCUAUCAAGACGAAAUACGAGAUAAUAUCUUGUCCUGGAAACGGUUUGCACGGAAGCCGACGGGUGAAGAACAGGAGCUCCUAUUUACAGCUCAAGAAAAGGAGCCUGAGAGUAUAACUGGUGCAGCGAGAAAAUUGACCGUGAAACGAAGUCAAACGCUUGCCCGGGGUCUACGAGCAGCAUCUGGAGAUAAGGAAGGUAAAGUCGACAAAUCUCAAGCCGGCAAGCUAUACGGCUAUGACGUGUUUUCUAAAGCUCUUGACGAUGUCGGUCCGGUUCUUUUGACGGAACAAAAUUUUGUCACGGACUUCUUCCACGCUACUUCUUCCGAUGCUGUAGAUUUCCCUGAUGCAGUCCAAGCCGCACCUCCCGAGGAACGCCGCGGUGCAAAUCUUUACAGCCGGAAACAGUUUGAAUCCGAUCGAGCCAUGGCUAAGCGUGUGGCGGAAGUCAUGGAAGAAAUCUUCUCUUUCUGGCCUACUGAGAUACAAAAUCUUGUUGAAUGGGCCGUGAAGGCAGAUCCUUUGCAAGGAGUUGGCAUCCUCUGCGCUGUCGACCAAAAACUCUUCGAGAUUGAGGAUUCAAAUCAAGACUUCCUCACUCGUACGCUUCAGAAGGUUCAUGAGCGACUUACCGGCCUUUUCAUCCGGUUUGUCGACGAGCAAAUCCGUGCAAUAGAAGACACGAAAGUCAAGAUCAAGAAGCGGAAAGGGGUGAUUGGGUUCAUGAAAACAUUCCCCCAUUUUUCUGUCGCCAUCGAGAAUAUGUUGCCUGCUGCCGAUGACGAGGAGCAACUCGAGAUUAGGCGCAUGGUCGAUGACGCCUACCAAAAGAUCAAUAAGGCAAUGUUUGAGAGCUUAAAGGUCAUCGCCAAAGAGUCUCCCGCUGUCAUGGCAACACAAGGACAGGGCGAUCCCGAGGAUAAGGAGGCCCUGAACUACCAUAUCCUUCUCAUUGAGAACAUGAACCAUUACAUGGAGGAAGUAGAUGCGCGUGCCGACCCCAUGUUACUAGAAUGGAAAGCCAAGGCAGAAGAUGAGAUGAGGGAACAUAUGAACCUCUAUGUGGAUGCUGUGAUGCGGAGACCUUUGGGCAAGCUUCUGGAAUUCAUUGAAUCCACCGAGACCCUUCUUGCCCAGCCGGGCACCACGCCGCAAUCAAUCGCGACUCGCUCAUCGCACUCCCGAUCUCUGUUCCGUAAACUAGUCAAUUCAUAUGAUGCCAAGGAAGUACGGAAGGGCAUUGAAGCGCUCAAGAAACGAGUCGACAAGCACUUCGGCGAUGCAGACGACCCAAGCAUCAGCCGCGAUCUCGUAUUCAAGGUCCUCAAGGAAUGCGAAAAGAAGUAUAGCGAUAUCUACGACCGCACCACCCGAAUUAAUCAAGAUGUAUACACAGGCGAGGUAGAGAUGGACUGGGGUCCUGGCGAAGUCGCAGCUGCGUUCCGUCGGUAGGCAGUGCCCUGUAGCGAUUUGCUUGAUUCGUAUGUUGUUUGCAUACAUGUUUUGGGGACUCUUGGACAUAGCACAUGCGCGCAUGUUCCUCUGGCGUUUUAUGGGUUGGAAGUAAGCGCAUCGUUAGGAGGGUUAGCUAGGCUGGAAGCGCUCAAUCUUCAAGUAUUUGCAGUGACAAGCAGAAUCGGUUUCCUGUUGUGCACUUACCUCUGUUCUUAGCGCAUGGUUCAUUUAACAAGGCUUGCUACUUAAGGUUGGCACAAUUCGUAAGUAGCUCGAACAUCGAUCCU